Gadus morhua (Atlantic cod) is the source of this 2304-nucleotide messenger RNA. Its product is annotated as ubiquitin-associated protein 1-like. Gene Ontology annotation, biological process: ubiquitin-dependent protein catabolic process via the multivesicular body sorting pathway. Bases 771 to 1994 code for a protein of 407 amino acids. The record is from RefSeq and is a predicted model, not a curated record. The transcript is spliced from 6 exons. Gene Ontology annotation, cellular component: ESCRT I complex. Gene Ontology annotation, molecular function: ubiquitin binding. Lineage: Eukaryota; Metazoa; Chordata; Actinopteri; Gadiformes; Gadidae.
GCUCCAGAGCCGUCAUUCAAUUCAACUUAAUUCGCCAUGUAUACAGAUACUAGGAAUUUGAUUUGGUCUUCUCCAUGCAGGCAACACACAGUAAAACAGAAAGACAAAAACACAACACAAGGACGAACAGUACCGUUAUGAGCAAUCAAUUAAUAGGAAUGAAGAUGGAGAAUAAAUUUAAAGUGCAAUGGUGUCCAAGUUUUAAGAGUUAUUUAGGAGGGCCAUUGCUUGGGGGAGAAAACUGUGGAGGUGAUGUUUUGGACAUAAUAGCCCUGUACCGCUUUCCAGAGGGGAGAAGAUUAAACAGACUAUUGGCAGGAUGGGAGGGGUCAGCCGCAAUCUCCAGUGCUCGGUUAAUGGUCCUGGAGGUGUGCAUCCAUUGCAGCUUCACAAUCUCAGGGAUGCUGUCUGUUUCAAUGAGUCCCUCUGCAUUCCCUUGCAUCCAAUGUUAGAGAGCCUGCUGAUGAUUAACUCAUGAGAAUUCCCAAAGAAGUUUACAUUUCUAAUUAAUAAAUCAAUGUUUUUAUGAUUCCCCUUUAUAUCAAAGUAAAUAUGAAGGCUGCUCAACACUGAUUUUGGUGUGAAUAGGAACACACUUGGUGUGGUAAACAAGUGCUCAUGAGGGGUUAGGGGCUUAGCGAUUGGAGAGAUUAAUCCCAUGAGAUAAUGUCUACGCAUUACUCGGUCUCCACAUGUCAUGCUGCGGACGACAACUUCAGGACUCACUCAAAGACUGAGGACCGGUUCGUUAAGGCAGCGUAUUCCUAACGAUGAACAGUCUGGAAGGCGUUUCGUUUCAGACGCCCGCCGGCUCACUAGGGGAGACCCGGGGCCAGCUUGCACCGGCAGGGAAGCCAGACUUCCCAGUCCCCGAUUGCCGUCAGAUACUGCGAGACACCAAGUACGACUUUGCCCUUGAACGCCGGGUGCUGAUUGGCUACGAGCCUGGCUAUCAAAGAAGAGAAGCAUGGCCCGCCUCCCUGGUGCAGAGGCUCCCCAAGCCUCCGUCCUGCCCUCCGUUCUCCAUGAUGUUCAGCGGCCUUCAGGAGGGCUCCUGGGCCGGUCCGAGGAGGAGCGACCAGCGGGACCAAGGCCCUCGGCCCCGGAGCCACAGCCUGAACGCCGCAGACAUCCGGCGCCUGCACCCCCGCACGGCCCGCUUCCGCAUCCUCAACCCCGACGACGAGGCCGGAUACUCGGAGGACGACGAGGGCUCCUCCACCGACGACGGGGUCCGCCGCUUUGUGGUCAGAGAGCGCUCCAGCAGCUGUUCCCCAAAGGACACGCCCCCCAGAUUCAGGGAGCUCCACGCCGGCUCCUCUGCGCCGCACUGUAAGCACCAGGGCCAGGCCCGGCCGCUGUCUGCCUCCAGCGGCCGCAGACAGCCGGCGCUGGAGCAGAGCCUGCACGGCAGCCCCCCCUGUCCAGGGGGGAAGCACUGCAGGAAGAAGCAGGCCUCCCUGGGCUCCGUGAACAAGAAGUACGCAGCCGGCGGCGGAGCGCUGUCCGUCUGCGGCUCUCAGGUCAGGCCCCAGCAGCCGAGGCCGUCCUCCGCGGGAUCGACAGUCAAGAGCCACAGGCAGAAGACCCUGAGAGUGGUGGGACCUCGCGGGGUUUCCUUCGACCAUUCCGAGGAGCUGCUGUCGGCCCUCAGCGAGGACGAGCGAGAGCUGCUGGGGGCCGUCACGAGGAAAGGCUUCCCGCUACGCAAGGCCAUCCUGGCCCUGCAGAAGACGGCCUACCGGAACCCCGAGCAGAUCCUGAGUUACCUGGGGGCCACCAGUCAUCUGUGUGAGUUGGGAUACGAGGAGUCCCAGGUAGAGGAGGCCCUUGAGAUGUUCCAGAACUCUGAGAGCAAGGCUUCCGAGUUCCUAAGAGUCCUGACCCAGUUCCAGGAGAUGGGCUUCCAGCAGAGCGCUAUCAAAGCGGUUCUCCUGGUCCACGAGAACAACCGUGAGAGGGCUCUGGAGGAGCUCAUGACUCACACAGCCUAACACAAAUCUCCCUGCUUUCUUGCAGCAUUUCACGGAGGAAUGACCCCUUUUGGUCGGUCCCACUCGGAAUUCUGAGAGUAUACCGAGUUGCUAAAUGCUCUAAAUGUAAAUGUGAAUGUGAGUAAAUUUAAAUGUAAAACUCUUAAUGAAUGUUAAAUGCUUACUGUUUAGACAUUUUGACUAGAAAUAGGGAUUUUGAUUGUUCCUGACUAAUAGUCAAAUUUUAGAGGUGUUGAUGUGUACCAAGCUUGUGAUAAUCGCGAUAAACUUUUUGUUUCAUCUUGAAAUAAAGGGAAUGAUGAACACCUGC